AUGGCAAGAGAAAAUUAUACCAUUGUCACAGAAUUCAUACUUCUAGGGUUUUCUGUUGGUCCUAAAUUCCAAGGGAUUCUGUUUGUAAUUUUUUUAAUCAUAUACAUGAAUAUCCUGAUGGGAAAUGGUCUUAUCAUUGCAAUAACCAAGACUGAUCCAACUCUGCAAACACCCAUGUAUUUUUUCCUUGGGAAUUUUUCCUUUUUAGAAAUCUGCUAUACAUCAGUCAUACUUCCCAAACUGUUAACAAAUUUUUGGUCCCACAAUAAAAGUAUUUCUUUCCUGGACUGUGCUAUACAACUUUGCUUCUUUCUAAUUCUUGGAAGCACAGAAUGCUUCCUUUUGGCUGUCAUGGCAUAUGAUCGUUAUGUGGCCAUUUGUAAACCAUUGAACUAUCCUCUCAUCAUGAAUCACAAAGUUUGUAUACAAUUAGUGGUUGUGUCCUGGAUCAGUGGAAUCCCAAUUUCAAUAGUCCUGACAUAUCAGGUUUUUUCUUUAUCCUUUUGUGGCUCAAACAAACUCAAUCAUGUUUUCUGUGACAUUCCCCCAUUACUGAAAUUAGCAUGUGGGGACACGAUCAUGACUGAGUUUUCUGUCUAUAUUUUAGCUGUGUUGUUUGGUAUGGCUUCCUUUUUGUUGAUACUGUGGUCCUACAUUAAAAUCAUUACACUGAUAUUGAAGCUCCCAUCAGCCACAGGUAGACACAAAGCAUUUUCUACUUGCUUUUCUCACUUUAUAGUUGUGAGUUUAUUCUAUGGGUCUAUUGCCAUUAUGUAUUUGAGCCCCCAAACUAGCCAUUCAGAAGAAACUGACAAAGUCCUCUCUCUUUUCUAUACCAUUUUAACACCAAUGUUUAAUCCUAUUAUAUAUAGCCUAAGGAACAAGGAUGUCAUUGCUGCACUAAGAAAAAUAUUGCUGAAAUAA
Sarcophilus harrisii (Tasmanian devil) is the source of this 924-nucleotide messenger RNA. Its product is annotated as olfactory receptor 10AG1-like. Lineage: Eukaryota; Metazoa; Chordata; Mammalia; Dasyuromorphia; Dasyuridae. Gene Ontology annotation, biological process: G protein-coupled receptor signaling pathway. Gene Ontology annotation, molecular function: olfactory receptor activity; G protein-coupled receptor activity. The record is from RefSeq and is a predicted model, not a curated record. Gene Ontology annotation, cellular component: membrane. Bases 1 to 924 code for a protein of 307 amino acids. The transcript has a single exon.